AUGAUAUGGAUAUUAUUACUGGUACAAUUAGCUGCAGCACAUAUCAGAUUAACAUAUCCACCAAAUCGUUAUCCAUUACUCAAUUAUUCCACUGAUAAUGGAAAAACUCAACAAUUAUGUGGUAUACCAAAAGAUCCAAAAGGUAUCGUAACAUGGUUACGUUCCGGUGAAGAUGUUAAUAUCACUUGGUUCCAAUCAGAAUCUUAUAAUGGAAAUUUAAAAUUGGAAUUAUUGAAUGAAAUGGAUCAAAUGAUUGCAAUUUUGUCACCAAUUACAAGUGUUAAUACCGAUGAUGGAACAUUGUGA
Molecule: messenger RNA, 306 nt
Organism: Loa loa (African eye worm)
Lineage: Eukaryota; Metazoa; Nematoda; Chromadorea; Rhabditida; Onchocercidae
Exons: 3
Coding region: 1-306 (101 amino acids)
Source: RefSeq, a predicted model, not a curated record